Synchiropus splendidus (mandarinfish) is the source of this 2747-nucleotide messenger RNA. It is a transcript of the gene smyd5, whose product is annotated as SMYD family member 5. Gene Ontology annotation, molecular function: histone H4K20 methyltransferase activity; protein binding. The coding region runs from base 25 to 1287 and encodes 420 amino acids. NCBI's taxonomy places the organism in Eukaryota, Metazoa, Chordata, Actinopteri, Syngnathiformes, Callionymidae. The transcript has 13 exons. The record is from RefSeq and is a predicted model, not a curated record.
ACCGGGGUGAAAGGUUUUGCCAACAUGGCGGCUCCCCGUGAUGACAUGUUUUCCUUCUGCACAGACGCCGGCAAAGUUGCCAGCGGUGUAGAAGUGAGGUUAAUCGACAACAUCAAGGGGAAGGGUCUUUUUGCCAAGAGAAGCAUCAAGAAGGGAGACACCAUCUUCAUCGAGCGCCCGCUUGUCUCCUCUCAGUUCCUGUGGAACUCUUUGUAUCAAUAUAGAGCUUGUGAGUUUUGCUUAAGAGCGCUGGAGACAGCGGAGGAGAACGCCAGGAGGCUCAGUGGCAACCCAGGACUCACACUUCCCCAUCCUGAGCUCUGCCAGGUCCGACCCGAGCUUCACCAGGCCUGCCCUCAGUGUCAGGUGCUGUACUGCAGCAGCGAGUGUCGACAGGCUGCCGCUGAUCAGUACCACCGCGCCUUGUGUCUCGGCCCGUCUCAGGAAGACCCCGACCAUCCCAUCAACAAACUGAAAGAUGCCUGGAGGAGCGUCCACUACCCCCCAGAGACCUCCAGCAUCAUGCUCAUGGCCAAAAUGGUGGCUGCUGUCAAACAGGCUAAGGACAAAUCCCAGUGGCAGAAGCUUUUCUCGCACUUCUGCAGCCGGACAGCCAACGAGGAGGAAGAGAUCGCCCAUAAACUCCUGGGGGACAAGUUCAGAGGGCAGCUGUCUCUGCUGCACAGCCUCUUCGCCGAAGCACUUUAUGACGAUCAGCUGAGUCGGUGGUUUGUCCCCGAGGGCUUCCGCUCUCUCUUCGCUCUGGUGGGAACUAACGGACAAGGCAUCGGCACCAGCUCCCUCAGUCAGUGGGUUCACGCCUGCGACGCGCUUCAGCUUCCUGGCCAGCAGAGGGAGCAGUUGGACUCCUUUAUCGACCAGCUGUACAAAGACAUCGAAAAAGAAACGGGAGACUUCCUCAACUGUGAAGGCUCUGGACUCUUUCUGCUUCAAAGCUCAUGUAACCACAGCUGCACGGCAAACGCCGAGGCGUCCUUCCCCGACAACAACUUCCUGCUUCACCUCUGCGCCCUCUGCGACAUCGCCCCCGGAGAGGAGAUCUGCAUCAGCUACCUGGACUGCUGCCAGCGCGACCGGAGCCGUCACAGCCGCCACAAAAUUCUGAGGGAGAACUACCUGUUCACCUGCUCGUGUCCGAAGUGCGUCUCGCAGAUGGACGAGCUGGACGUGACAUCAGAGGAGGAAGAGGAGGAGGAGGAGGAGGAAGGGGAGGCGGAAGGUGAAACGGAGGGGGAUGAGAUGGAAGAUGAGAUGACUGAUGUGUGAUGGAGGCUCACAUUUCUGUUCCUGCCCCGGAAUAAAGACUUGACACGCUCGCACACACAACCUGCAGCGCCACUGAUUUUCACAGCAACCAAACAAACGCAUCGUCUCCAUUUCCGCUAUCCAUUCUCCAGCUGACAUAUGCAAGUCGGGAUCCAAAACUAGUAAUGUGCCAUCAUUCCUCACCAGUUUUGUUUUUACAAACCUCCUUCCACUUUAGGCUUUUCACGAAAGAUUUCUCUGUUUUACCAAAUAUGAGGAAACUAUCAACAACAAAGACGCAAUAAAAAAAUAAAACUUUCCUUUACCUGAUGGGAUUUUAGUGAUGAUUCCGUCGCUUUCUAAAUUUAACUUUCUCAGGUGACCUGAGAAUGGAAAAACUGGGACAUCAUCAGUGCCGUCUAUUUUUAUUGUGAACUUUCAAGUUGCCUGUGGACAAGACAAGACUAAGUAUCUCCCAACAUCUCAGCUAAGCACAGUCUGAGAAGGAGCAACAGCUCCAUCAGAGACUUCUGAGAAGUCUGUUUGCCCAAAUGGAAGAUGAAGGAGGACAACUGGGACUGAAGUCGGCGACACGUGCAACCAUUAUGGACCGUGAUGUGGAGGAUACCGAGGAGGUAUCUUGUUUUACACCUGCGGGCUGCGACAUGCUCAGUAUUAAUACAUGAGCCACAUUUGGUGGCAGUAGUGAGUCAUUGAACUGACUUGACAGCUGCAAAUCUGUGAUAGUUGUCAACUACGAUCUUGAAAAGAAAAAAUGAUGAAGAAAGUGACAGUGCCCCCAACAGUAAAAACCUGUGGGAGCAGUUUUAAAUUAAUUUUCCUUGCGAUACUUUCAUUUACACUUCACCUAUCGUCUUACUUUUUAGUUUAUUAAUGAAAAAAAAAACGUUUUAGGAUAUUUAGACGUUUUAUUAUACUUAUUUUAGUCAGAAUUGUAUUCAUGACUUGUGAGUUUUUCCAAUUUUAGUUUGCAUCAGGUGUAUUUUUUUCCGCCUUUUUUUAAUUUGAACAUGUUUUAAAACUUGAACAUGAACAUGACUUGCACCUGGUUCUGCUGCUGGUUGGACUUUUUGAUGACUAUUAUCUUUGUACUGAUCGCAUGGUUUCAUUCAUUUCACAAGGUUUUGGAUUGUUUACAUGUGUGGUUAUUGAACACAAAUGAAAUCAGUAGUCACAGUAAUGAAUCAGGUCCAUUCCUUGAAUGGGCCCUGGACCCAUUUGUUCUGGAAAAGGAGGCCCCAAGAUCAAAAAGGUUAAGAACCCCUGGUCUUAGUCUGUAUGUUCUUACUUUUUUCAUUGUUUUUCCCCCUUCUAUUUUAUUUCAUUUCUUUGUAUUGGCAUGUAUGUUGCUGCUGCACCAUAGAUUCCCGUUGUGGCUACAUAAAUGUAUUUAAAAAAAUGCUAUACACCAUGGAGCUGGGCAUCUGAGGGGGAGGGACUUCAUGAGUUCUAUGCUUAAA